AUGUUGAAUCACUUUUCUAAGCCCAACGGCACAACGCAGCUCAAACAGCAGCAAGGUGCCCUAACGAAACACCGACGGAUUCACACUGGAGACAAGCCUUACAGAUGCAAUCAGUGUGGAAAAGCUUUUGCCCAGCAAGGUGAUCUAACGAAACACCGACGGAUUCACACUGGAGACAAGCCUUACAGAUGCGAUCAUUGUGGAAAGGCUUUUACCGAGCAAGGUACUCUAACGAGACAUCAACGUAUUCAUACUGGAGACAAGCCCUACAGGUGUGAUCAGUGUGGAGCGGCUUUUGCCCAGCAAGGUACUCUAACGAGACAUCAACGUAUUCACACUGGAAACAAGCCUUACAGGUGUGAUCAGUGUGGGGCGGCUUUUGCCCAGCAAGGUCAUUUGACGACUCACCAACGUAUUCACACUGGAGACAAGCCUUACAAAUGCGAUCAGUGUGGAAAGGCUUUUACCCAGCAAGGUGAUCUAACGAAACACCGACGGAUUCACACUGGAGACAAGCCUUACAGAUGCGAUCAUUGUGGAAAGGCUUUUACCGAGCAAUGUCAUUUGACGAGACAUCAACGUAUUCACACUGGAGACAAGCCCUACAGGUGUGAUCAGUGUGGAGCGGCUUUUGCCGAGCCAGGUACUCUAACGAGACAUCAACGUAUUCACACUGGAAACAAGCCUUACAGGUGUGAUCAGUGUGGAGCGGCUUUUGCCCAUCAAAGUGAUCUAACGAGACACCAACGUAUUCACACUGGAGACAAGCCUUACAGGUGUGAUCAGUGUGGAGUUGCUUUUGCCCAGCGAGGUCAUUUGACGAGUCACCAACGUAUUCACACUGGAGACAAGCCUUACAGGUGUGAUCAGUGUGGAGCAGCUUUUGCCGCGCAAGGUGCUCUAACGAGACACCAACGUAUUCACACAGACAGCCUUACAGGUGUGAUCAGUGUGGAAUUGCUUUUGCCCAGCGAGGUCAUUUGACGAGACAUCAACGUAUUCACACUGGAUAAAAAGUGUACAUUUGUGAUCAGUGCUGAUAUCAUUUAUUUUGUGAGUUCAGUUAAAAUGCACCAAUGUAGUUUAGUUAAUUUAGUUUGAAAGAAAUAAUUCUGGUGGUUCGAUUGUGGGAAACAUUUUGAAUAGUUUUUUAAAAAAGCAGCAGAUUCUUACAGCUGUAAGAGCUGUUCAGUUAUAACCAGAUUUAGAAAAUGAAGUAGAAUUCAAUUCAAAAGUCUUUAUUUUGAACAUGAUGGUAGUGUAAGUAACAGACAUGCUCGAACAUACUUGAACAAUGAAUGCAAGAGAUUCUUUUUUUUUUUUAAGCAGCAGCAGUUUUGGCAUGUUGAAAAAGAAGUAGGAAGUAAAAAAACUUCUCUUAUCCCUUGAACUCAAUACCAUGUUUUCACA
This is a messenger RNA of Cololabis saira (Pacific saury), 1410 nucleotides long. Its product is annotated as zinc finger protein 501-like. Gene Ontology annotation, molecular function: DNA-binding transcription factor activity, RNA polymerase II-specific; RNA polymerase II cis-regulatory region sequence-specific DNA binding. The coding region runs from base 1 to 984 and encodes 327 amino acids. The record is from RefSeq and is a predicted model, not a curated record. Gene Ontology annotation, biological process: regulation of transcription by RNA polymerase II. Gene Ontology annotation, cellular component: nucleus. NCBI's taxonomy places the organism in Eukaryota, Metazoa, Chordata, Actinopteri, Beloniformes, Belonidae. The transcript is spliced from 3 exons.